Molecule: messenger RNA, 1551 nt
Organism: Nymphalis io (European peacock)
Lineage: Eukaryota; Metazoa; Arthropoda; Insecta; Lepidoptera; Nymphalidae
Gene: Wdr82
Product: WD repeat-containing protein 82
Exons: 1
Coding region: 178-1125 (315 amino acids)
Cellular component (GO): Set1C/COMPASS complex
Molecular function (GO): chromatin binding; protein binding
Source: RefSeq, a predicted model, not a curated record
UUUGAGCAUUCGCAUUGUCUUGUUUUGACAGUUUUUAUAUAAAGCGUUUUAAUAAACAAGCGAAUUGUAUCUAAUAUCCAUUCCAUAACUAUUCUAAAAUAAAUAAGAAAUACUUUGACACGUUCUGUGUUGAAAAAACUUUUUACUCUCUUAGUAGAAAUUAUAACAACAUUGUAAAUGAUGAAACUAGUUGACCAAGUUGUGAGGAGUUUUAAGGUGGCAAAGGUGUUUCGAGAAAAUACAGACAAAAUAAACAGUAUAGAUUUCUCACCGACUGGUGAAACUCUAAUAUCCUGUAGUGAAGAUGACCAAAUUGUUAUUUAUGACUGUGAAAAAGGAACACAAAUGAUAACUGUCAACAGCAAAAAGUAUGGUGUUGAUCUUAUACAUUUCACACACGCUAAAAAUACGGCUAUUCACAGUUCUACAAAAGUGGAUGAUACAAUAAGAUAUUUGUCACUACAUGAUAAUAAAUAUAUCAGAUACUUUCCUGGACAUACUAAAAAAGUAGUAACUUUAUGCUUAUCUCCAGUGGAGGAUACAUUUUUAUCAGGUUCUUUAGAUAAAACUCUACGUUUAUGGGAUUUGCGCUCACCAAAUUGUCAAGGUUUGAUGCAUUUGUCUGGAAGACCAGUUGCUGCAUAUGACCCAGAAGGUCUUAUAUUUGCAGCAGGUGUAAACUCAGAAAGCAUCAAAUUAUAUGACUUGAGAUCAUUUGACAAAGGUCCAUUUGUAACAUUUAAAUUAAAUCAAGAAAAAGAAUGUGAUUGGACUGGACUAAAAUUUUCAAGAGAUGGCAAAACAAUGCUUAUAAGUACUAAUGGUUCAAUAAUUAGAUUAGUGGAUGCUUACCAUGGUACUCCGUUACAAACUUUUACUGGUCAUCUUAAUAACAAAGGUAUUCCUAUUGAGGCAUCAUUUAGUCCAGAUUCACAAUAUAUAUUCAGUGGCUCAACAGAUGGAAGAGUACAUGUUUGGAAUGCAGACACAGGAUAUAAAGUUUGUGUGUUAAAUGGAGAUCAUCCAGCUCCUAUUCAGUGUGUUCAGUUCAAUCCUAAAUAUAUGUUACUAGCUUCAGCUUGUACAAAUAUGGCAUUUUGGCUCCCAACAAUAGAUGAUGUUUAAUGUACAAUUUAAUAAAUAUAAAAUCAAUAAUAUUCCUACUCUAAUCUGUAAAGAUUUAAUUUUUGUAUUUCUUGAAUGUAAAGUUAACAAGAUUUAUAAUUCUAAAUGUUAAAAAUUGCCAAUUUUCUGUAUGGCAUUCGAUAAUUGAAUAAACAACACUUUCAAGGAAACUAGUUUUUUUCAAUUAGUUUAUCUACGUUUUGAAAAUGAUCAAUAUGUUUUAUAUGAAUUUGAUAACGGAUAAACGAAAAUAACGCAACCAAAAUUUAAUUUCAGUAAAUUGUGAGCUCAGACUAACCCACCACAUUCCUCUUUGAGAUUUAUAUAAUUUUAUAUAAAAGUUAUACAAUUUUUCCUUUGCAAUAAAACAAAUGUGUAUUGAAUUAACUUAAGUCUUACUUUUGUUAUGAAAUUUACAUGUUUAUC